AGGAGACGUGGAAUGGUGCGAGAGCACUUGCUUAAUAUUUUGUCAACUUUAUCCAGAUCAAAACAGCAGGAUGACUUCAGAGGGGCUCUCUCUGAAGGGUUUCUCAGCAACUCUAAGCAGAGUACAUUGAUUCAUCUACUUCAGUCUACUUGCAGGUUGGAGCGGAGGCUGGAGGUGGUAAACAGCAGGUUUGAGGAGCUGGACGAGGCGGCGAGAUCACUCACGGACCGUCUGGAGCGGCACAAACAGGGGCUGGCCCUCCAGGCCCGGCAGGACCAGGUGUGGGCGUCUCUACUGGAGGAAAAGUUCGCCGCCACAGAGACCAACCUCUUCUUCUCCUACGUGUCAGACACGUUCCUGCGCUGCCACUCCCGCGUCGCGAGGAAACUUCCGGAUCUGGCUCCCGGCCUGCCGAACACGGCGUGCAUCCUGCGGAGGAAGAUCAAGAAUCGGCGGAUCGACGCGGCGUGGGAGUCCACCCUCAGAGACCUGGGGCUGGAGAACCCGGACGUCAGGGCCAUGUUCUUUGUGACGCGCGGGUACCAGGCGGAAUACCUCAGCCCCGCUCGGAGGCAGGCGCCCGGGGAGGAUGUGAACGCUCUCAUUAGGAAGGUGGUGGUAAACCAGGUGCUGAGGGACAGCCUGCUGAGGGCGGUGCAGGUGGCGGAGAAGGGCAAGGCCGGGUCCCCUCGCGCUUCCCGCGGGGGAAGAGUGUAAACCGGCUUCGUCUAUCAGAGAACACCUGGCAAAUCGAGGGACCCACUGACUGAUUUCACGGCCUGUGACUGGUUUGGUUAGUUGACUGGAACUGGUCGGUGCCUUGCACGGCAGCCAAUUGCCGUUGGUGUGUGAGUGUGUGUGUGUGUGAAUUGGUGAAUGAGACGCAUCAAUUGCACAGCGCUUUGGAUAAAGGCGCGAUAUAAAUGGCAACCAUUUACCAUUUAGUGGUUACCUCAGUCAAAAGUAUAAGUUACACAGCCAACACAGGGUGGCAGUGUAGUUUAAUGGUAGGGAACUGAGCUUGUAACUCAAAUGUUACUAAAUCUCCAGGUUUGACACUGGCAUUGUACCCUUGGAACAUGGUAUCUAAGCCAAAUAUACAGAGUGUAUAUAUAUACAGUUUCCAAUUGUGUAACCUACUGUAAAUGGAAAAGUUGUGUACAUUUGGGUAUACUACAUAAUAAAUGCAAGUAAUGUAAUGUAAUGUAAUUGUCACAACAAAAGAGCAACAACACCAAAAUAUGUAACACCUACCCUUUCACGGGUUCCGGGGAAAAAUAAAAAUAAAAUCUAACACAGUAAAGUAAAAUUUU
This is a messenger RNA of Conger conger (European conger), 1313 nucleotides long. Its product is annotated as single-pass membrane and coiled-coil domain-containing protein 1-like. Lineage: Eukaryota; Metazoa; Chordata; Actinopteri; Anguilliformes; Congridae. Bases 13 to 717 code for a protein of 234 amino acids. The transcript is spliced from 4 exons. The record is from RefSeq and is a predicted model, not a curated record.